Gigantopelta aegis is the source of this 1035-nucleotide messenger RNA. RefSeq names its product gelsolin-like protein 1. Gene Ontology annotation, molecular function: actin filament binding. Lineage: Eukaryota; Metazoa; Mollusca; Gastropoda; Neomphalida; Peltospiridae. The coding region runs from base 1 to 1035 and encodes 344 amino acids. The record is from RefSeq and is a predicted model, not a curated record. The transcript is spliced from 13 exons.
AUGGCUGGUCUUGUAAAAGCUAAAAAAUACGACUGGAAGGAUAGCAAUCUAGCUCUCUUUGGAUCAGAUCUAGAGAGAAAGGUCAAAAAAGAGGCAGCUCAAACGGAAAAGGCUUGGAUUGGAGCUGGAAAGAAAGUUGGACUUCAGAUAUGGCGUAUUGUGAAAUUUAAGGUAACUGUAUGGCCUGAUGAUCAAUAUGGUCAAUUCUUCAAUGGAGAUUCCUACAUCAUCCUUAAAACUUACAAAGAGCCUCCAUCAGAGGAGUUAAAGUAUAACCUCCACUUUGGGAUUGGUCAGUAUUCCACUCAGGAUGAGUAUGGUACCGCAGCAUACAAGACUGUGGAACUGGAUACUUUGUUGGACGACAAACCAAUUCAACAUCGUGAGGUGAUGGGCUAUGAAUCAGACCUCUUCAAGUCCUAUUUCUCUUCUAUUACUCUGUUAGAGGGAGGAGCUGAUACAGGAUUCCGACAUGUUGAACCCACUAAAUACAAACAUCGUCUUUUCCAUUUCCACCGUGAUAACAAACAUAAUGUUGUGGUACGUGAGCGUCCUCUUAGCAAGCAUUGCCUGAACUCCAGUAGUGUCUUUGUAUUGGAUUUAGGUCUGGAGAUCUAUCAGUGGAAUGGUCAAACAUGCAACAAAGAUGAAAAGUUUAAAGCUGGUCACUACCUCUCAAGCCUAAAGGGAAGUCGUGGUGGUAAGCCAGAAAUUGAUACACUUGAGGAAUGGGAUACCCCAGAGACGCACAAGUUUUUCACCUUUCUAUCUCCUGAUCCUCCAGAGGAUAUUGAUGGAGAUGAUGAAAUUGAUGACAGCUUCAAGCCAUCAUUAUUCAGGCUGAGUAAUGAAAGUGGCAGCUUGAAGUUCAAUCUUGUCUCUGAAGGCUCUAUACCUAAAGCUUCUCUUGAUCCCAAAGAUGUAUUUAUUGCUGAUACUGGUAAACAAUGUUUUGUUUGGAUUGGUAGCGCAGCCAGUAAUGAAGAGAAGAAGAACGCAAUGUCUUAUGCUACUGUAAGUCAACUACACCACUAG